AUGGAGCCAACAAAAAAGAAUCGAACUUUGUUACGUCCGCGUACAGCAAAGAAACGUGGUAAUGCGAUUUCCAUUUCUUCUCAGUUAAUAUCCGAUGUACCAAUGAUUACAUCUGGGCCCGAAGCAAUAUUAUGCAUGAACAACGAAACUGCACUAGAAGAAAGUUAUUUGUCCAUCGGCCGUCUAGAUACAUCUACAAGUGAGCAAGGAAAUGUCGCUAAACGUACACCAGUCAAUUCAAUUGAAACCGUCAAAUCAAGUACACAUGUAAAACGACUAAGAACUGAUGACUUUCAUGAAGAAUCUUUCGUUGUAUCUCUUCCUUCUAUCGCACUUGAGAACCGGCUUGACAUUGAUUCAAGUUGCUAUGAAAAUAAAUGUCAGCCCGGCCCGGUACCUCUAACAGGUGAAAUUAUUCCCAAAAAUAUUUCGUUAUCAGUUACGAACCUUUCGACGGUCAAUGAUAGUGGAAUGUCUGCAUUUAAGGUGGUUGAUACGAUAUUCGAUUACAAAUGGGGUCUUAGAGAUUGCUCACCUGAAACCUCAAGCUCAUCUUCAAUUAAUAUACAACCACGCGAAAACUCCGCUGUUUUAAAUUCAAGUGAAACACGAUUACGAGUAAAAGAGUCGAGUAGAAACGUCAACAACGAUGACUUUGAAAGAGAGAAAAGUAUUUGCAAAUCAGCCUUCGAUCUUGUGCGUAUGAUGGAGUUAAGACGUCUUGGUUUGGAGAACCCGCCAGGGGAUCUGGCAGAACAUACUCGAUUUCUAGAAGAGCUUAUGAAUAUAUUAAAUAAAUCGGAUAUCGAUGACGAUACCACUGCACAAACUUCACUUAUCCUCGAAAAGUCUCCGGUGGUUAAUCAAAAAGUUCCUAACGUUGAGGACCUUGAGCCGACUUUUGUUGAAGGUUCCCAUUUUGCCGUUGAGUCUAAUGAUAGAUCUCCUUCAGUUCGUGAUUCGUGCUCUACUAUCGAGGAAUGUGAUGAAGCACUCCCUGCGGAAGAUCUUAUUGGUGCUGUUAAAGACUUAGAUGCCAUUGUUACAACUAUUACUUCUCCGUUACGAGAAGACAACGAAAAUAGUACUACUACUCGUGACCGACCUGUAUUGAAGAGAAGAAACAGAAAGUUGGAUUCUUGGACAAACAUUAGCGAGAUACCAGGAAGCGAACAACUAGAAAUGUCUUUUAAAGACAGAUUAAAUCCUAUAGCAGCAGUAGAAUACGACGAGAUGGAGGUCGUAGAGCUUGAUAUGUAUGACGACUUGCCGAAUAAAUUGAGGUCUGAUGUGCCUAAAGAAUUUUAUCGUCGUUGGUCCGCUCAAGACACUGAAGAAUUAUAUAAUUGCAUUGCACUUUUGGGGUUGGAUUUUGGUAGAAUUGCGACGGUGAUGCAAAGGACGCGAAAACAGAUCACGAAUAAAUAUAAGUCCGAACAAAAGAAUAAUAGUCAACGUCUCCAUAAUGCGCUGACACGAAAAGGAGAAUUUUUAGAAUUUAGAAAUAAGUAUAAAUUUUGA
Molecule: messenger RNA, 1521 nt
Organism: Funneliformis mosseae
Lineage: Eukaryota; Fungi; Glomeromycota; Glomeromycetes; Glomerales; Glomeraceae
Source: the annotation of a GenBank genome assembly